This is a messenger RNA of Paraglomus brasilianum, 2319 nucleotides long. NCBI's taxonomy places the organism in Eukaryota, Fungi, Glomeromycota, Glomeromycetes, Paraglomerales, Paraglomeraceae. The record is from the annotation of a GenBank genome assembly.
AUGUCACUCGCCAAAUUGUUCAUCGUUUUCGUCGCAAUGAUCACCGCAACACACUCACUACCGACGUUGUUUAAGCGGUUUACAGGAGAAGGGACGUUCUACAAUGUUGGGCUGGGUGCGUGCGGACAGACCAAUUCUAACAGCGACUAUGUUGCUGCUCUUAAUGUACCACAGUGGGGCAACCCGCCAAAUCCAAACCAGGCGCCUUUUUGCGGUAAAACAGUCACCAUUACUGGUCCGUUAGGCUCAGUUACAGCUUUAAUAACAGAUGUCUGCGCAAAAUGUAGUGACGGUGAUUUGGAUCUAAGUCCAGCGGCAUAUGAUAAGAUAGCCGACCCCAACGCGGGCAGAGUUCCUAUUAAUUGGAGCUUUGAUUCACCUGCAAACGACCAGGAUAACAGCGACAAUACCCCAAAACCUCGUCGCCGUAAUUCUUUUAUCGGCCAAUGGGAUAAUACAACGAAUGUAGUCAACGUAAGAUCAAGAUAUUACAGCACCGCCACAGAUCGCUAUACAAGCUCUCAAAAAGCAACAUUUACCAGAUGGUUAAAUAUCCAAUUGCGAGCUCUCCCACUCGAUAUAUCAAACUUUCCAGAGAUAAAGGCUAUCGACAAGGAUUUUCGGGAUGGUAAACUAUUAAUCCAACUGCUCCAUGUACUAUAUCCCGAAGAUACCGAUUUGCCCAAGUCUGAACGCGGAAAUACGAGACACCAUCAUAUUGCGAAUGUUAAUAAAGUAUUAACAUAUGUGCGAGGCAAGCUUGAUGCCUCAGGUCUAGCAGCCUUGGAUGCUAUCGGUCCAGUGGAUAUCGUGGAUGGGAACGUGAAGUUGACCAUGGGUUUAAUCUGGUUGGUGAUCUCAAAAUUUCAUCAUCUGUCUUCGGUUUUUGAAGUUGACCAAGUUGUUAUCGAAGAAUCAGAUAAUGAGCAUGGAAGAGAAGAGAGUGAUGACGUGUGGUAUUCGAGCGGAGAGAGUGAAAUUAUUAGUGAGAUAGUCGAAGAGGAUGAGAAUGUAGGAGAAAGUAUAGAGGUGAGUGAAGUGGGUGCGGGUGUAAACGAGGAGAAGCAAAAUACAUCUGUGGAUAAGGAGAUAUCGAGAGAAGGCAAAUAUGAGAAUGAUCCGACCAAAGUGAAGGAUAAAGACAAAAGCACCGAGGCGGAUGAGAAACAGAGUCAAGGCAUUGACGGAAAUCUUGAAAAGCUGCCGGAAUCGACUGGAAAGGGUGACGAAAAAAUCACGUCAGAUAUCGAUGAAGCAUAUAUUUCUACCGAUACCGAACAAAUGAAGUCGAGCUCUGCACACAAAGUACGUCAAUUUGUAACCGAACCCGAAGAUUAUAGUUCAUCAUGGGGCUCAUCCACGCUGCACUUACCACUCAACAGAUCCCGCCGUCCUCUUCCCUCUCAAUACGUUUCAAAACGAAUGUCGAUGCCGGCAAACGCUUUCGAAACGUUAAACCAGAAACCAACUCGCGCAGCAUCCGGCCGUUUCCGCACACUCCAUGUUCGUUCCAAUUCGACGCCAGUUCACUCAUCCUCAGGGCUUUUAUUCUGGCUCAACGUCCAGCUUAUUGACCUCGAGGCCCAGCUUCCCGGAGAAUUGUAUCCUGUAAAGAAUUUUGAAAGUUUGAAUGAUGGAAUAUUAUUGACUGCUCUCUUGAACGUAAAGCAACCGACAAAGUUGAUCGAAUUGCUUGUUAAGAGCGAUGAAAACACGGAUAAAUCGGGCAUAGAAUGGAAGACAAUUGUUGAACCUGGUGAAGCAACACUUAUCGAGUCUCCAGAUCAGCCUGUUACAGAAGGUUCGAUAUCGCAUUCCAACGUUGAAACACAACGUCCCCAAUAUCCACCUCAGUCAGUAUCAAUUGUCGACAAACCGCUUCCCCCACCACCAAUCUCCCACGCGCCUACGGCCAACACGCAACCUCGUCCACCCGAAUAUCAACCUCUUAUGCAAGCUUCCAAACGUGCAUAUGCUACGCGCGAGGUUCCUUCUCGAUCAAUACCAAAGUUUGAUAACCCGACAAUCUCGUCUCCACGUUCGUACCCUCGACGUCGACCGUCAUCGCCACAACCGGCUUGGACGCCAUCCUCAUCAAUAGUCGCCGCCAUCUGGGAAUGGACAUCCAAUUGGCUUGCAAACGAAUUUGAAGACCAGCAGAUGGACGAUUUUGAUGAUAUUGAUGAAUACGAUAGGUCCGGGGCACGCGAACUGGGUCCUGAGGAUAUCGCACAUUAUGGGUAUGAAGAAGACAUUCCGCUGCAGCUAUUGUUAACCAACAUCGACCAUUCGUCGAUUUAUUGGACACGUCGGCCUUAA